Molecule: messenger RNA, 503 nt
Organism: Formica exsecta
Lineage: Eukaryota; Metazoa; Arthropoda; Insecta; Hymenoptera; Formicidae
Product: pyruvate dehydrogenase phosphatase regulatory subunit, mitochondrial-like
Exons: 2
Coding region: 170-421 (83 amino acids)
Source: RefSeq, a predicted model, not a curated record
UAUUUCGUAGAAAGGAGUCGACUUUAUCGGCAGACACGCUCUUCUGAGACAGCGCGAACAAGGAGUCAAGCGCAAAUAUGUGCAAUUAUUAUUAAACGAUCACGAUCCCGAGUUCGAUACUUGGAGCUGGGGCGGUGAGCCUAUUUAUCGAAACGGAAAAUAUUGCGGAAUGACAACGACCACGGGUUACGGAUUCACCUUUAAAAAACAAGUAUGUCUUGGAUUCGUGCAAAAUUUAGACUCGAAAGGUCAGCCGCAAGAAGUGACGAACGAAUACGUGUUAUCGGGCGAUUACGAGGUGAACGUCGCGGGCAUCAUGUAUCCCGCCAAGUGUCACUUGCACAGCCCGAAUCUACCGACCAAGUUCCCCGAUAAAGAGAGAGACGCUUAUCAUGCUACGCGCGAUCAGCAAUCUUUGUAAUCCGUAAAACGAUAAACGUUUUAAAUAUGUGUACAAACGAUGUAUAUAGCAAAAGAUUUAAUAAAAUUGUUUAAUAAUGCGA